Molecule: messenger RNA, 1362 nt
Organism: Lodderomyces parapsilosis
Lineage: Eukaryota; Fungi; Ascomycota; Pichiomycetes; Serinales; Debaryomycetaceae
Product: microtubule-binding protein
Exons: 1
Coding region: 1-1362 (453 amino acids)
Biological process (GO): regulation of microtubule polymerization or depolymerization; spindle assembly; protein localization to microtubule plus-end
Cellular component (GO): spindle midzone; microtubule plus-end; microtubule organizing center
Molecular function (GO): microtubule plus-end binding
Source: RefSeq, a predicted model, not a curated record
AUGGUGGUUGGUGAAUCACGAACAGAACUAUUACAAUGGAUCAACACCAUAUUGGACCUAAACUACACCAAGAUAGAACAAUGUGGUACCGGAGCUGCAUUUUGUCAAUUGAUGGAUUCAAUAGUUGGUGGUGUACCUUUGAACAAGGUUAAAUUCAAUGCCAAUACUGAAUAUGCUUAUCGACACAAUUGGAAAAUAUUACAACUGGAGUUUAUAAAACACCGAAUUACUAAAAACAUUGAUGUUGAAAGAUUGAUCAAGUGUCGUUUACAAGAUAAUUUGGAGUUGUUACAGUGGUUUAAACGAUAUUGGAAUGAAAAUGCUGAUGUUCAUAAUCAAUAUGAUGCAUUGAGUAAACGAAAUGGAGUUGGUACUGGCACUGUUAAUAACAGUCCGUAUAAUACAGUGAGUCUGAUUCCUACUGUUAAUGGUAACUCUACAUUAAGACAGCAACAACAGCAACAGAGCUUAGCACCACCUGGAUCUAUUACCAGAAAACGUCAAAUAAGUCAAAGUCCUGGAUUAAUGAAUACCACUCAGAGUCAUAAUGGGUAUAAUAGUGAUCAGAAUAUGCAAUUUGGUGAUAAGGUAAACACUCAAAAUGAAUCAUCUCCACAACCACAACCAUCUCAAGAUGCAUUGUUGUCUUCGAACUAUACUAGCAGUACUAUGUCAGCUAAAGUUAGACCCAGAAAAUCAGUUACUCCAACCACAUCAUCAAGAAACUCCACUCCUAUUCAGCGACCAAGAAAGACUUCAGAUCGACAAGUGAAGAGAGUUUCAUCUCAAGGCAAUGGUAAUGGUAUAAUGGGGAAUGUGGCGAGUGAUGAAUCUUUGAGCAAUGGCAGAUACAAGUCUUUAGUAACAUUAGGUGGAGGGGGAGCAGCAGUGGCUAUGAAUUCAAGCGUGAGUGAUAACACCUCUUCGUCUUUUCAAACCACAACAUCGGCAACUGCUAUUCCAUACACAUCAACCAAUGAGCACCAGCAUCAUGAAGUACAAGCACACGCUAGUAAUCGAAAUGGAAGUAGCAUCAAUGAAGGCUACAACAACGGCUACCAAAUCACCAAUGAAGAAGUUGAAAUAAUACUUGACAAAAACAGUCAAUUGGAAAAUCAAUUGAAUGAGUAUAAAUUAAAUUGUGACACAUUACAAGUUGAACGAAAUUUCUACUUCAAUAAAUGUCGUGAUAUUGAAAUAUUGAUUCAAAAUAUUGAACAUAAUGAAACUCUAAUGUCUGAGUUGGAUGUUUUGACUUUAUUGAAAAAGAUUGAAGAUACAUUGUAUGCUACUCAAGAAGGUUUUAGUUCUGAAGUUCAUCAUGUGGCUGGUGAUGAUCACAUGUUGGAUAGUGAGUUUUAG